Molecule: messenger RNA, 3161 nt
Organism: Anopheles maculipalpis
Lineage: Eukaryota; Metazoa; Arthropoda; Insecta; Diptera; Culicidae
Gene: OtopLa
Exons: 11
Coding region: 63-3152 (1029 amino acids)
Biological process (GO): proton transmembrane transport
Cellular component (GO): membrane
Molecular function (GO): proton channel activity
Source: RefSeq, a predicted model, not a curated record
GGUUUACAACUACAUACGAUGGCAUCACUGUUGCACACCGAUACCGAGGGUUGCAGCACGGAAUGAUACGCUGUCCAUACAUUCAUGAGAUGCAUGAACGUUUGCUAGGACCAACGCCGAGACGACCGCUCCCAAUAUCAUUUCCACCGCUCGCCAAACCGGAAGUAAUGGAUCGCGAAAGUGACUGUCUGCUGGACAGCCGUCCCGAAAGUCGCCAAAUCGUCGGCACGGUCGUCAAGCUUAAUCCGGACGGGUUCGGUGCGCACACCACCUCCACCCACCAUCACCCUCAUCAUCAUCAUGGGCAGCAGCAGCAGCAGCAGCAGCAACAGCCGCACCACCGAACGCCGCUAGUGCCUUGCAAUGGGACGGACGACGAUGAGGAGCGUACCGGGGGGCAUCACCGGCUGCGGGACGGGAUCGGUACCGUGACCAGCACGAUCAGUGACUCGGACGAUGACGGUAUCCAUCUGCGGACGCAUUUGCGCAAGAUCAUCGAGGGACGCAAACCGAAAAAUGCCAAAACCUCACUGUUCAUAGUCACCAGUCUAGUCUACGCGAUGCUGCUAAUCGUCGUGUGCGUCGCGUACGUUAUCAGCGACGUCACCACGCACCGUCUGCCUGUGAUCUACUACGAGGGCUUCUUUACCUAUCUGUACGGUGCGAGCAUACUGUUCCUGCUGUACGUGUUCUGCUUCCUGCUGCAAGAGAGUUCCUGCUGCAACGGCAAACCGAAACCACCGAAGGAGAAGAAACCGAAGAAGGAAAAGAAAUCGAAAAAGAAUGCCGAUGUGGAGGCGGGAAAGGAGGGCAAGGAUGGAAAGGAGUCGACCGCCGCCAAGGAUGGUGCGGGCAAAUCGGCCAAGGAAGAGUCGAAAGGCAAAGGGUCGUCCACUAAAGCUAGUUCCUAUCAGUACUCGAAAAAACAGGAAGUGUACCCGAAAAAAAAGCGCGAUCAGCUGCGCGAAUCACGCCGCGAUUCGGCGACAUCAUCAACACCAGCAGCAGCAGCAGCAGCAGUAGUAACAGCAUCACCAUCAGGCACACCAGGAACACCGAUCUCGCCGUGCGUCAGUCUAUCGUCUACACCGGCCAAACGGAGAGACAUCCGGCCCGAACAGGUCCGAUAUCGGGCAGAACCAUGCUGGGUGCAGGAGGCCACACCCAAUCCGGAAGCUGCUAUGUCUCCAAGGUUUAAGCGCAAAACUACUCAGGAUCCAGCUCACGGCAGUUUCUUCCUGCGUGUCGGUGCAAUCGCAUUCGGUCUUGGUACGAUGAUCUACACUGGUUUGGAGUUUGGAUCAUUCUUCGAGAUCCCGUUCACCUCACCUUGCCAUCAGAUACUGCGAGGUGUCAACCCACUGCUGCAGAUGAUCUUUACCUUUAUGCAGAUGUACUUUAUCUUUAUGAAUGCGCGGCUGAACAUUCAUCGCUUCAAGGUGUUGGCACGGUUCGGCUUGAUGCAUAUAGUCGCGACAAACAUUUGCGUCUGGAUUCGCACGCUGGUACUUGAAUCGCUGAAGGAAAUUACUGCCUACCAUCAACGCCGUGGACCAGAACCGGAGGACUCGGUAAUUCUGGAGAACAUCCGCCAGCAUACUCUACGCAAUGCCGGCAUGGUGAUGGGGACGGAUCUAGGCCCUAGUGGCGAUACCGAAUGGGAACCGCUCAGCGUUAAUCUGAACGCUCAGGAAGAUCUGCUGUCUCAGGACGCAUCCAGUGUGCUGUCAAAGAUUGUGCAGGGUACUGCGCAUACUAUUACGGAGGCAGCGACUACACUGGUAACUGCCGUUACGUCCACCUCAACCGCCGCACCAACCACGACGACUUCGUCCUCUACCAGCACGCCCUCCACAACAACCACGACCACCUCCACCACUACCCCAACGACAACGCUCGCCUGGAUUGAACCGAACACUGGGUCGACCACCACCACCAGCACUACCGCCCGCGGUCUGCUCGAACGUCUGCGCGACGUAGUAGCGACGGAGACGACCACGCCGUACGAAACGCCGUCGGAUCAUUUCGGUACCGGACACGCAAUGUCUACGUCGAACGUGGCCAACGCAACGACCGCCACACCCUCGACCGGAUCCUCGUUCCUGGACUCGUUCAUGGAUCACGUGAACUAUCUCCAGCGCAACAACAGUCUCGACCAGACGUACGAAAGCCUGGACUCACUGUUUCCUUCCGCAUUUAUCGCCACCUCCACUGCCGUCUCGACCAACGCAACUGCGGUUAGCUGCGGAAGGGUUAACAUCAUGGGUACGAUUGUGCAGGAUUCGGCCCCGUACCUGUACCCGUUCAUCAUCGAGUACUCGCUGAUCGGUGCUGCCGUCAUCUACGUUAUGUGGAAGCAUAUUGGACGCUACCCGAAGUUCACCAAUGAGGAAGAUUUGGAGCACCGUCUGGAGGUGAUGUUGUCCCGCCGUGCCGUCGUGAUGGCGCAGCAGGCUCGUACCGGUCGUGUCGAUUGUGUCGGUGCAUCCAAAGGGCUAUUCUUCGGCUUGCUGCUGCUCGUUGGUUCGCUCAUCUGUCUCAUCCUGUUCUUCGUGCUCGUCAGACAUCCGCAGCUUUCCCUGUUGGCUAUCUAUCUGGCGGAUGUUUCCCACUGUGCUUUAAUGGUACUGGCAAUCUUCGCUAUCAUCAUCGGCUUCAUCCGCGUACAAAAUCUGAAGUUCCGCUGCGAGGAACAGAGCAACCUGAACGAUAUACUGCUGCGCAUAUCCGCGUUCGGUCUGUUCGUCUACUCAACGUUCAGCGUGAUUGCCGGUUCGCUCAAUGCGUUCGAAAGCGAACCGAACCUGCUGGUGAUGGUGACGGGCAUCGUCGCUGUGGUACAGGUCGUCAUACAGCUGCUGUUCAUUGCGGACGUUUCGCGCCGACGCGUCCACCUGCCGGAGCACGAUCGCAUUAAGCCGGGCCGCCAGAUUGUAACGUUCUUGCUGAUCUGCAACAUCUCCAUGUUCGCCAUCUACACGUUCGAGGCGCAGAAAGUGUUUGCUAAUCCUGUGCAAUUGGACUUCUACGGCUUCAUUGCUUGGUCGCUGAUUCAGCGCGUCACCUUGCCGCUGUGCAUCUUCCACCGUUUCCACAGUGCGGUCACGCUAGCAGAAGUCUGGAAAACUACCUACAAGGCACGUCUCGAGUAAACCAACCGU